AUGGGGCUCACCCGGAGGCAGCCUCACCCUGGACCAAUGCUCCUCUUUGGGCUGAUGUGGCUCUCCCCAAGCCUGAGUCUGGACCUGAUGCCCUACAAGCCGCAGAUAACAGCCUGGGACCUGGAAGGGAAGGUCACGGCCACCACGUUCUGUCUGGAGCAGCCUCGGUGCGUCUUCGAUGAGCAGGCCUCAGCCAACGACACCAUCUGGCUGGUGGUGGCUUUCAGUAAUGUCUCCAGGGACUUCCAGAACCCACAGACCCCUGCCGAGAUCCCGACCUCCCCACAGCUGCUGACUGACGGCCACUAUAUGACAUUACCCCUGUCCCUGCAUCAGCUGCCCUGUGAGGAUCAGACGGGUGGCAGUGGAGGUGUCCCCGUGCUUCGGGUGGGCCACGACUCCGGCUGUUACCAGAAACCCUAUUGCAACGCUCCCCUCCCCAAUCAGGGGCCUUACAGCGUGAAGUUCCUUCUGAUGGAUGCCACUGGUCCACCCAAGGCUGAGACGAAGUGGUCCAAUCCCAUUUAUCUCCACCAAGGGAAAUCCCCCAGCUCCAUUGACACGUGGCCAGGUCGGCGGAGCGGCUGUAUGAUCGUCAUCGCGUCCAUCCUCUCUGCCCUGGCCGGCCUCCUGCUCCUGGCUUUCCUGGCAGCCUCCACAAUGCGCUUCUCCAGCCUGUGGUGGCCUGAGGAAGCCCCUGAGCAGCUCCGGAUUGGCUCCUUCAAGGGAAAACGCUACAUGACUCACCACAUCCCCCCCAGCGAGGCUGCCACCCUGCCGGUGGGCUGUGAGCCUAGCCUGGAUCCCCUUCCCAGUCUCAGCCCGUAG
Onychomys torridus (southern grasshopper mouse) is the source of this 828-nucleotide messenger RNA. RefSeq names its product uroplakin 3B (gene Upk3b). The record is from RefSeq and is a predicted model, not a curated record. Bases 1 to 828 code for a protein of 275 amino acids. Lineage: Eukaryota; Metazoa; Chordata; Mammalia; Rodentia; Cricetidae. The transcript is spliced from 6 exons.